This is a messenger RNA of Manis pentadactyla (Chinese pangolin), 2670 nucleotides long. RefSeq names its product casein kinase 2 alpha 1 (gene CSNK2A1). NCBI's taxonomy places the organism in Eukaryota, Metazoa, Chordata, Mammalia, Pholidota, Manidae. Gene Ontology annotation, cellular component: nucleus; protein kinase CK2 complex; cytosol. Gene Ontology annotation, molecular function: ATP binding; protein serine/threonine kinase activity. Gene Ontology annotation, biological process: protein phosphorylation. The record is from RefSeq and is a predicted model, not a curated record.
UGUAGGAAGGGGCUUCCGCUUCCGGCAGGGGUGGCUGCAGCCUCGCUCUGGUCCCUGCGACUGGCGGCCGAGUCGUGUGUCUCCUCCUCCGCCGCCGCCAUAUUGUCUGUGUGAGGAGAGGGGAGAGAGGCCGCCGCCGCCGCCGAUUCCACCACAGUUUGAAGAAAACAGGUCUGAAACAAGUUCUUAACCCCAGCUGCCUGUGAACACAGUGACUGCCAGAUCUCCAAACAUCAAGUCCAGCUUUGUUCGCCAACCUGUCUGACAUGUCGGGACCCGUGCCAAGCAGGGCCAGAGUUUACACAGAUGUUAAUACACAUAGACCCCGAGAGUACUGGGAUUACGAGUCACAUGUGGUGGAAUGGGGAAAUCAAGAUGACUACCAGCUGGUUCGAAAAUUAGGCCGGGGUAAAUACAGUGAAGUAUUUGAAGCCAUCAACAUCACAAAUAAUGAAAAAGUUGUUGUUAAAAUUCUCAAGCCAGUAAAGAAGAAGAAAAUCAAGCGUGAAAUAAAGAUUUUGGAGAAUUUGCGAGGUGGUCCCAACAUCAUCACACUGGCAGACAUUGUAAAAGACCCUGUGUCACGAACCCCUGCCUUGGUUUUUGAACACGUAAACAACACAGACUUCAAGCAAUUGUACCAGACGUUAACAGACUAUGACAUUCGAUUUUACAUGUAUGAGAUUCUGAAGGCCCUGGAUUAUUGUCACAGCAUGGGAAUUAUGCACAGAGAUGUGAAACCCCAUAAUGUCAUGAUUGAUCAUGAGCACAGAAAGCUACGGCUAAUAGACUGGGGUUUAGCUGAGUUUUACCAUCCUGGCCAAGAAUAUAAUGUCCGAGUUGCUUCCCGAUACUUCAAAGGUCCUGAGCUACUUGUAGAUUAUCAGAUGUACGAUUAUAGUUUGGAUAUGUGGAGCUUGGGAUGUAUGCUGGCAAGUAUGAUCUUCCGGAAGGAGCCAUUUUUCCAUGGACAUGAUAAUUAUGAUCAGUUGGUGAGGAUAGCCAAGGUUCUGGGGACAGAAGAUCUAUAUGACUAUAUUGACAAAUACAACAUUGAAUUAGACCCACGUUUCAAUGAUAUCUUGGGCAGACAUUCCCGUAAGCGAUGGGAACGGUUUGUCCACAGUGAAAAUCAGCACCUUGUCAGCCCCGAGGCCUUGGAUUUCCUGGACAAGCUGCUGCGAUAUGACCACCAGUCACGGCUCACUGCCAGAGAAGCCAUGGAGCACCCCUAUUUCUACACUGUUGUGAAGGAGCAGGCUCGAAUGGGCUCAUCCAGCAUGCAGGGGGGCAGUACGCCUGUCAGCAGCGCCAACAUGAUGUCAGGGAUUUCUUCAGUGCCAACCCCUUCGCCCCUCGGACCUCUCGCGGGCUCACCAGUGAUUGCUGCUGCCAACCCCUUGGGAUGCCUGUUCCAGCUGCUGCUGGCGCUCAGCAGUAAUGGCCCUUCUCUCUCCUGAUCCUGAGCAGAGGUGGGGGAGUCCAGUCACUCCUUGAUGCAGCUUGCGCCCGCCGGGGAGGGUUGAAAUACUUCAGAAGCACCGUGUCUGAACCGUUGCUUGUGGAUUUAUAGUAGUUCAGUCAUAAAAAAAAAUUAUAAUAGGCUGAUUUUUUUCCUUUUUUUCCUUUUUUUUUUAACUCGAACUUUUCAUAACUCAGGGGAUUCCCUGAAAAAUUACCUGCAGGUGGACUAUUUCACAGACAAAUUUUUUUCUCCCCUUCCAAAUUCAGUUCCUCAUCACUGUAGAACAAAGAUAUACCAGCCUCAAUCCCGGCUGCUACGUUUGGGUGGAGAUUUCUUCCCAGUUUCUCACCAUUGCUCCCCCACCAUCCCACACUUUGGGGGUAUCUCAUGCUCUUCUCCAGAGAUUACAAAAUGUAGCUUCUUGGAGGGUAGUGGGAAGAAAGGAGGAAGUGAGAACCCAACCUGUACGAGCAGUGUUCUGCUAGUCACAUAUAUCAGUUUACUCCAAAAGUGCUUCAGUGGGGUUAUCCUGGUGAAAAUAAGGGAAUAUGUCUUAGUUACAUUGAGAUGCUGAAAUGCUACCCAAAGUGCAUACAGGUCCUGAAAACUUCUGUUCUAUAUAAAUCAUGUCUUAACUGACCUAACCCUAAAUCCAACUCACUUGUAAUUUUAGUUUCAGUUUAGUUUAAAAUGUUAAUACCUUGGUCCUCUUGCCUUUUAUCUCCCAGCACGUUCUAUAGCUGGUAGGAGGGGGAAGGCAAAAUCUUUUUCCAUUUUCUUUGACUUGGCCAUUUUGAAUUCAGUUACUGGGCAUAACUUACUGCUUUUUACAAAAGAAAUGAACAUUGUCUAUAAAGGCUUCAUGCUGGCAACUCUUGAAGAACUCAUGAGAGAUGUGGCCACACUGAGUUUCAUUUUAAGCUUUCUACCUUCUUUUCCUCCUACCUUCCCCGUCCUUCACAUGCCAUCUCGUGAGAAGACCUUCCCUUCAGUCUUGGAAAUGUAUCUGAGAGGUAGGAGCAGAGCCACUACCUCCAAUGAAACAGAAAUGGUAGACCUGUAAUUGUGGGGGAACUAUAAACUCUCUUGUUACAGCCCUGCCACCCUUUGCUGUGUGUAUAUAUAUGAUACUUUGUCCUUCAUAUGUGAAAGAUCCAGUGUUGGAAUUCUUUGGUGUAAAUAAACGUUUGGUUUUAUUUAUCAAG